Messenger RNA from Rattus rattus (black rat), 2500 nucleotides. RefSeq names its product kelch domain containing 7A (gene Klhdc7a). The record is from RefSeq and is a predicted model, not a curated record. Gene Ontology annotation, molecular function: protein binding. Bases 141 to 2387 code for a protein of 748 amino acids. NCBI's taxonomy places the organism in Eukaryota, Metazoa, Chordata, Mammalia, Rodentia, Muridae. The transcript is spliced from 2 exons.
ACUCAAAGUCACCUCUGCUCCAGCAACUGCUGGCCAGAUCCGGCCAGGGACUCCCUCCCACUCCACAGCAGGAUCCAGGAACCGGUCCCUAUUGGGCAAUCAUUAAUCGGAUUCUUGGCAUUCCUCUGUCCCUGGCCAGCAUGCUCCCCACCAGAAAAGGAGCAGAGGCCCACGACUGGCAUUUGGAUAUGCAGCUGACCAGCAAGGUGGUGCUGUCCGCAGCUGCGCUGCUCCUGGUAACUGCGGCUUACAAACUCUACAAGUCCAGGCCUGCCCCAGCCCCGCACGCGGGAAGAAAGAAAGAGCGCCACAAAGCAGAAAAUGAAACAGAGGGCUUGGGACAACCUGCCUUCCAGGAGGCUCCACCGGGGACCCUGCCAAGGGGCCCAAGACGCAGGAAAGCCAGCAAAGGGGCUGGGUCCCCACUGGACUACAGCUUGGAGGAUCCGGAAGACUCCUGUAUCCCGGACACCCCCAGGUCUGAAGAGCCCACAAGAAAAGGCUCUGACGAAAGUCAGGACAGGCAGCGUCCAGACUCUCAGCAGGUGCCUCCUCCCUGCGGUGGCCAGGAAGCCGGAACAGCUGUUAGAGGUAAGCCCAACCCUCCCCACCCCCUUCAUUCUGGCUGUGAACCUACAAGCUCCCCAGACAGACUUAUCCCAGGAGUGGGUGGCAGCUGUGUGUGUGACAAUCUCUCUUCAUGGCCAGACAGCAGACCCCUAGAGGAAACUGGGUCUGGGGACCCGGAAGCCCCCAACUGUUGGACUGAUCCCAUGCUGGUCAACGGUGACAUGAACCAGAGCUGGAUCUUCACCCACAUGACAGGGGUCAGCAGGGGAGAGGCUGGGGCCCUCCAGGCUGCUGCAGACAUGGGCUUGGCCACGCAGCAGCAGGAAGGAGCCACCAGUGCUUCCCAUACCUUCUCAUCUGUGGCCCGCAUCCGGAUGGAGGAGAACGUGAUACAGAAGGCAGAGGGACCAGAGCUGAAAGGCAGAAUAUAUGACUACUUUGUGGAGUCCACGUCGAAGGCUGUCUCCAGACCAGUCCCCUGCACAGCAGCUCUGGCUGAUGCUGCUCCAUCCCCAGGGCCUGGACCAGAGCCCCUGGUCACAGGAGCAGCCACCAGAGACCAAGCUGAUAACACAGCCGGUGGUGCAUUGGAAGUAGCAUCCCCACAGCCUGUGACAACCCCCUCUGCGCCAGGCUUCGGCAGAAAGGUGAGCCUCUUGCAGAUCGCUGAGAACCCAGAGCUCCAACUGCAGCCUGAAGGCUUCAGGAUACCCCUUCCUGCCCACCUGGACCAGAGUGCCCAGCUCGGUUCAGACCGCAGCCACGGGGAGCCCCACGUGCAGCUUGUAGCUGGGACCAAUUUCUUCCACAUCCCUCUCACACCUGCUUCAGCUCUGGAUGUCCGCCUGGACCUGGGCAAUUGCUAUGAGAUGCUGACCUUGGCCAAGAGGCAGGGCCUAGAGGCCCUGAAGGAGGCAGCCUACAAGGUACUGAGUGAUAACUACCUUCAGGUCCUCCACAGCACAGACAUCUACGGGGGCCUGAGCGGAGCAGAGCGGGAACUGAUCCUCCAGCGCAGGUUCCGUGGCCACAAGUGCCUGGUGGUGGCAGACAUGUGUCCCCAGGAAGACAGUGGCCGACUCUGUUGCUAUGACAAUGUGCAGGAUGCCUGGCACCCGCUGGCCCAGCUGCCCCUGGAGGCCAUGUCCCGGGGUUGUGCUCUCUGUUCUCUAUUCAAUUAUCUCUUUGUGGUGUCUGGCUGCCAGGGACCUGCGGGCCAACCUUCCAACCGUGUCUUCUGCUACAACCCCCUGACGGCAAUCUGGAGUGAGGUGUGCCCACUGAACCAGGCCCGUCCUCACUGCCGGCUGGUGGCCCUGGAGGGGUACCUCUACGCCAUUGGAGGUGAGUGUCUGAACACCGUGGAGCGUUACGACCCUCGCCUGGACCGCUGGACCUUUGCCCCGCCGCUCCCAAAUGACACAUUUGCCCUGGCGCACACAGCCACGGUGUGCGCCAAUGAGAUCUUUGUCACUGGGGGCAGCCUGCGCUACUUGUUGCUCCGAUUCUCGGCCCAGGAACAGCGUUGGUGGGCCGGCCCCACAGCGGGCAGCAAGGACCGCACGGCCGAGAUGGUGGCUGUCAAUGGCUUCCUCUACCGUUUUGACCUCAACCGCAGCCUGGGCAUCAGCGUGUACCGCUGCAAUGCCAGCACACGGCUCUGGUAUGAGUGUGCCACGUACCGCUUGCCUUACCCCGAUGCCUUCCAGUGCGCCGUGGUGGACGAUCGUAUCUAUUGUGUGGGACGCAGGCGCACACUCUGCUUCCUGGCGGACCACAUCUCGCCCAGUGUUGGGGAUCAAACUCCGGACCUCUAGCACCCUGGGCCACCACAACUGUGCUCUAUCUCCUUAUUUACCUCUCAAAACAGCUCUGUAGACCAGACACUGUAGUGUUCUACAGCUUAGGAAACCCAACACAGAAAACUGAA